Messenger RNA from Pygocentrus nattereri (red-bellied piranha), 3376 nucleotides. It is a transcript of the gene gabra2a, whose product is annotated as gamma-aminobutyric acid type A receptor subunit alpha2a. Gene Ontology annotation, cellular component: synapse; GABA-A receptor complex; dendrite membrane. The record is from RefSeq and is a predicted model, not a curated record. NCBI's taxonomy places the organism in Eukaryota, Metazoa, Chordata, Actinopteri, Characiformes, Serrasalmidae. The transcript has 10 exons. Gene Ontology annotation, biological process: regulation of postsynaptic membrane potential; signal transduction; nervous system process. Gene Ontology annotation, molecular function: benzodiazepine receptor activity; transmitter-gated monoatomic ion channel activity involved in regulation of postsynaptic membrane potential; inhibitory extracellular ligand-gated monoatomic ion channel activity. Bases 439 to 1794 code for a protein of 451 amino acids.
GGAGGGGAGAGGCUGGGUGUAUGUGUGGAGGGCAUUUGGUCGCUGGCUUCUUUUCUAUGGAGCUUUGCUUUAAUCUGGAACUAAACGCCUUCCACUCCGAACAGCGGAGUUUGUUGAUAUUUUGAAGGCACGCGGGAUUUGAACUCCUCCGCGCGCAGAUCAGACGGUGACGGUGUGUGUCUCUCUCUCUCUCUCUCGCUCUCACACACACACACACACACACACACACACACACACACACACACACACACCGCGUCUCCGUGCUUACAGGUGGUCUGUGGUGGAGCGCACGAGCUCCGCUCAGCCUGGAUCUUUCCCGGAUUUUCUCCGUCGUGAUCCACGGUCUGUUGCGCGCGCUCCAGGGACACAACUCUCUCCGUAAACCCGCGUGCGUGCAGCCUUGCUGGGAAAGCCACUCCUGCCAGGGGUUGUUCAGAAAUGAAAGGCCGUAAAGGUUGCUCGUAUGGAUUGCUGCUCUACCUCUUGCUCUUGGUGGCCUGGCAGACUCGAUCUAGAGUGGGAGUGUCUGCAUCAGAUGCCUUCAAAAACAACAUCACACUUUUCACACGGAUUCUGGAUCGACUGUUGGAUGGCUAUGACAACAGGCUGAGACCGGGUCUCGGAGAUCGAGUGACGGAGGUAAAGACUGAUAUUUACGUGACCAGUUUUGGGCCGGUAUCAGACGCAGACAUGGAGUACACAGUAGACGUGUUCUUUCGCCAGCGCUGGACUGACGAACGACUGAAGUUCCGUGGGCCAAUGAACAUCCUGCGGCUCAAUAACCUAAUGGCCAGUAAGAUCUGGACCCCCGACACCUUCUUCCACAACGGAAAGAAGUCUGUGGCCCACAACAUGACCAUGCCCAACAAAUUACUGCGGAUCAUGGAGAAUGGGACGCUACUCUACACCAUGAGGUUGACAGUGCAGGCAGAGUGUCCAAUGCAUCUGGAGGACUUCCCUAUGGACUCUCACUCAUGUCCGCUGAAAUUUGGCAGCUAUGCAUAUACCCUGACAGAGGUGACCUAUGUUUGGACACGAAAUGCCACCUUUUCAGUAGAAGUGGCACCAGAUGGAUCGAGGUUAAACCAGUAUGACUUAAGGGGGCAAACUGUUGGCAAUGAAACCAUAAAAUCUAGCACAGGUGAAUACACAGUGAUGACAGUUCAUUUCCAUCUGAAGAGGAAGAUUGGUUAUUUUGUGAUCCAGACCUACCUGCCCUGCAUCAUGACGGUCAUCCUGUCCCAGGUGUCCUUCUGGCUCAACCGUGAGUCCGUCCCUGCACGAACAGUAUUCGGUGUGACCACAGUGCUAACUAUGACCACUCUCAGUAUCAGUGCCCGUAAUUCACUGCCCAAAGUGGCUUAUGCUACCGCCAUGGACUGGUUCAUCGCUGUGUGCUAUGCAUUCGUCUUCUCCGCACUCAUUGAGUUCGCAACAGUCAACUACUUCACCAAACGUGGCUGGGCCUGGGAUGGCAAGAGUGUCGUCAAUGACAAGAAAAAGGAGGGCUCCAUUAUGAAGAAGAACAAUGCUUAUGCAGUUGCUGUGGCUAACUACGCCCCCCACAUUGGUAAAGAUUCAGCCCUUCCCACCAUCUCCAAGAGCGCACCAGCAGAGCCUGCUAAAGCUCAGCCUGUAGCUAAAGAGAGCAAGAAGACUUUCAACAGUGUGAGCAAAAUCGACCGCAUGUCCCGCAUCAUCUUCCCCGUGCUCUUCGGCAGCUUCAACCUGGUCUACUGGGCCACUUAUCUCAACAGAGAGCCUGUCAUUAAGAACAUGGUCCCCUCUCACUGAACCAUCUGUUUCUGCCACAUAUGUCCAGUGUCCUCUCACAACACACACACACACACACACACACACACACACAGAUCAAUGGCAGGCUUUUUCACAUGUUUAGUAUUGUGAUUGUGAUUUCUGUCUCACUAUGGUGAGAAUACACCAUGUUCUUCAUCCUUCUACUGAGUCCACAGAAGGAUAACAGGCCAUCACUGUUGGGCGUCAGGUUCAACAUGGCUUUAUGUUAAAAGUUACAAACUAUUAUGGAAAACUCUUCAGGCUGAAGGACAGAAUGAAGUGCUACACAAAUAUAAUACAAAUAUAUAAGUAAAUGUGGUGUUUAAAAGAAAGAGGAAAACAACUUGAAACGGCAUGUACGUAGUUUGGAAGUAUGGAUAGCAAGCUCAUCUGGGCAAAAUUUCAGCUACGAGUUAGCUGGUAUAUGUGCUAGAUAAACUACAGACUACCCAACCAUUUCCUGUUGUUUUACGACUUUACUUGAAACACUGUAUUUACAAUCUGUAUUGCCAUCCUGUCCUGCAGACUGAAGGUUUAUUUAUCAUGAAAGUGACUGAAGACUUGACUUGGACAUCUUUUCAAACUCCCUGCACCACAGAAUUGUCAUAUACCUUAAUACGCUUUGAGAAGAAUGCUAAUGAAUGCUUUUAUUGGGUUCAUCAUUGGGAGAUAAAUGUAAGUAUUUUCUCCUGUAUUUAUUUUGUCUGUAGCAUAAAUAUUUCAUGUAAUUUGUGUAGUCAUUUGUAGAUUAUAUUAUGUUUCCUAUAAUUUUGUAUGCAGUGAUAAAAUGCAGAAAAAGACUCUCUUGUCUAACUUAAAACCACUUGGAUUUUGAAGAUAUAGUGUUUUAAGUUAUUCUUUAUGUGAAUUUGUAAGGUCUUACACAUUCAUUAUUCCCUCUGAAAUCACUUUGGCACUUAAUGGUUGUGCUGUUAAGAACAUUAAGCAUUAAGUGCACAUACAAUGAAAUUUAUGUGUCAUCUUGUCAUUUUUAAAAAAGCUUUAUGCCAGACAGAACCUUGACAGGUUACACAUCACAGAGCAAAGCAUUGUUUUAACUGCACUGUAGAAUGAACACACACAGACCAGCACAGUCCUGCACAUGUAGCAUUGGAAAGUCGACUUAAUCUGGCACCUCAUCAUCAUUCAUCAUUUAAGUUCAUGCCACUGAAAAUCACUACUGACUUUAUAUUGUGCUCUGGGACAGAAUAUUGUAACUAGUUGGCCUUACCUGUUUACCCUUGUCUGCUGCUACUUGCCCCAUACAGUGAUCUAGUUGCAUUGCAUCAACUGUCCUGCUUCAUGUGUUUUAUUAUUGUAUUGAAAGGUACUGAAUUAAUUCUACAAUGAUGGUACAGAUAAAUAUUUUUAUAUUUCUUCUGUCUUAGACAGAGUAUACUCACUGUAAGAGUUCUCUUAAAAACCCAAAUAAAAGGUUCUAAUUUGGUGAUUUGAUUUAUAGCCGCUUUAUCCAUGAAAUCAAAUGUGGACCCACACUUCUCCUCACUCUCACAACUAUGUACAUUUUAAGUUCCAUAGUAGUUAUCGAAACAAUUCCUAAGUUUCAAUGAAUAGUUUGGCA